GCCUCGGACCGCUCGGGAAGUGUGGUCCUCGGCGGCCUCCGUCCAGGAACGGUGCGGAAGAAGGGCCAAGGACUAGGCACUCCGAACCUGGCUCGCCGUCCUGGCUGGAGAUGGAGUUCGACAGCGAGGGUCUGAGACGACUACUUGGCAAGUACAAAUUCAGGGAUCUAACUAUGGAAGAACUGAAGAAUGUAAAUAUGUUUUUCCCACAUUUCAGAUAUUCCAUGGAUACCUAUGUUUUCAAAGAUAGUUCCCAAAAAGACCUGCUGAAUUUCACUGGCACUAUUCCUGUGAUGCAUCAGGGUAAUACAUAUAACAUACCAAUUCGUUUGUGGAUUCUGGAUUCUCACCCUUUUGCUCCCCCCAUUUGCUUCCUAAAGCCAACUGCAAAUAUGAGAAUUUCAGUUGGAAAACAUGUGGAUGCUCAAGGCAGAAUAUAUUUGCCCUAUCUCCAAAGCUGGAGCCAUCCUAAAUCUGUCAUUGUUGGAUUAAUUAAAGAAAUGAUUGCCAAGUUUCAAGAGGAACUUCCCCUGUAUGCUUUAUCAUCAUCUGACGAGGCACGGCAGGUGGACUUGCUAGCCUAUAUUGCAAAAAUCACUGAAGGUGUCUCAGAUAUAAAUUCAAAGAACUGGGCAAAUUAUGAGAAUAAAACAGUCAAUAAAAUUACUGUGGUUGGAGGUGGAGAACUGGGAAUUGCCUGCACGUUAGCAACUUCAGCAAAGGGCAUUGCAGACAAACUGGUCCUUUUAGACCUCUCAGAAGGGACUAAAGAAGGGAUGAUGGAUCUUGACAUCUUCAGCCUGCCUAAUGUGGAGAUCAGCAAAGAUUUGUCUGCCUCUGCUCAUUCCAAGGUGGUGAUCUUCACAGUCAACUCCUUGGGUAGUUCUCAAUCCUAUCUUGAUGUGGUGCAGAGCAAUGUGGAUAUGUUCAGAGCCCUUGUCCCAGCUCUGGGACAUUACAGUCAACACAGUGUCCUGCUUGUUGCAUCUCAACCAGUGGAAAUCAUGACCUACGUGACAUGGAAACUGAGUGCAUUUCCUGCAAAUCGUGUGAUUGGAAUUGGAUGCGAUCUGGAUUCACAGAGGUUACAGUAUAUCAUUACAAAUGUUUUGAAGGCACAGACUUCAGGCAAAGAAGUAUGGGUUAUUGGUGAGCAGGGAGAAGACAGAGUGCCCACAUGGGGUGGCCAAGAAGAAGUAAUGAGUCAUAACUCUCAGGUACAGCUGUCCAACAGAGCCAUGGAACUGUUAAGGGUAAAAAGUCAAAGAUCCUGGUCUGUCGGACUAUCAGUAGCUGACCUGGUUGACAGCAUUGUGAACAAUAAAAAGAAAGUACAUUCUGUAUCAGUUUUAGCAAAGGGAUAUUAUGGUAUAAAUAGUGAAGUGUUUUUAAGUUUGCCUUGUAUCCUUGGAGCAAGUGGGGUGUCUGAAGUCAUCAAAACCACAGUGAAAGAAGAUACAGUGACUGAGAAACUCCAGAGCAGUGCAUCAUCAAUCCAUGGUCUACAACAACAGUUAAAACUUUGAUUCUAAACUUCAGAGUUACCUUCAAGGAAAGGUUGUUCAAUUUUACGUAUAUAUAUAUAUAUGAUUGUGAACUCCUAUAUCUGAUUAUUUAUCCUUACAAACUGCUUGGUUAAAGUAGGUGGUUUCUUGGUUAACUUUGUAAUUUGAAUCCUUAGGUAAUUAGAUAGGAAGGGGAAAAAAUCUGAUUUUCUUUGUUGUUUUUGAGAUGUCUAUACUGUCCUUUAAACCUACACCAGAGAUGAACAUUGAUCUGCAAUAUGCAUCAUUUUAAAAUUAUGUAUCCUCAGCUAGCACAUUCAGCACUUUGGGAAUAUUUUGAAAAUAACACAUUUUUUAAAGAAAGUUACUCUUUGACUGUUAUAAUAAAUAUGAUAAAGCUGAAGGCCCAGCACAAAUUUACGAAAUCUGUAAACAUUCAAAGGAUCCAUAAUUUAAGCUAUUAAUGUUUCUUCUUUAAUAGACAGUUGGUAGUAAUGGGACUAGAUCAUUUUGUCUUCCCUCUUACAAUUAAUUAGCUACCAAAAAAUGGAAAAUAAUUUUACAUGUACUUUAAAAUAGUAGAAGGGAAAAUGAAAUUUUUUUAAUAUAUGAGUAAAAAGUGUAGUUUAACUUCCAGUGGGACUGUCCUUUCUGGAAUUUUCUAUAACCCUUUCCUGGGCUGUAUAAGAUCUCUGACAUAUCAAGAACUCACCAUAACAUUAGUAGAACCAUAGAGAAAUAUGUAUUUUUAGUGGAAAUAAGUUAUGAAUGAAAGCCCAGCAGUUUACUUUAAAGUUAAAAUGUGAAGCUUUCAUAAAAGCCAUUGUUCUUAAUGGGGAGAGAUUGGAUGGGCUGAGUGUUCUGAGCAAAUCCUUUAACUACUCCUGAAGGAAUUAUUUAGGGUACGUACACUUUGGUGAUGGGUCAAUAACAGUAUCUUCAUAUAUGAAACAUAGCAUAUUAUUAUGAAUGUGACACACAACUAAUAGCAAUAACCAACAUCAGCUCUUCUAAUAUUUCAGGCAGUGUGAUGAUUAUUUUUUAAUCCUCCCAGUAACCCAUUGAGGUAGGGACUAUUAUCAUCAUUUUAUAGAGGAGGAAAUUGAGGUUUAGUGUCCAAGAUCUUAUGACUAAGGACAGUUAACCUUAUAACCUCUACUUUUUCAAAACACUAGAAGAGGGAAAAGGCCUAACAGCCAAAAUAGUUACCACAAGACUCUAAAAGUAGGGUCCCAUGCUCUUACAUUCUCAUGUAGGGGAUUUUUUUUUUUCAACGUGGUUUUUAGAAAGACUGAUUCUCUGAUUUCCCAGACUUGCCCUCAGCAAAUAGCAGAGGGGGUAUGCGUGACAUAGCUGUUUAGUUAUUUAGUCAUUCAGGUAGUGUUGACUGGGAGGCUGCUAUACACCAGCACUAUGUUAGGCACUGCAGAUACAGUGGUGAGCAAACCUGAACUAGGUACAAGCCCUCGUGAUCCUUAUAAUCUAGUAUGGGAGACAUAGUAAUCAAAUCUCACAAAUAAAUGUACAGUCGCAGGUGUAAUAAGUACUGUGAAGAAGUUCCAGGUGCUGUGAAAGCUUAUUAUAGAUGAACCCAAACCUGGUCAGUGAGGUAGGAGCCAGAUGGAUUGUAAGGACAGACACAUCCCUGAAUGUGAGGAAACAGACUAAUGCUGAUUUAGUAUAAUAUUGGAUGCUUACAUUGAUGAGCUUAAAUCAUAAAGAAAAGGUGGAAUUGUAUUGUGUUCCAUGUUUAAGAAAGUAGAAAAGUAUUUAAUAUGUUUGUAAAGAGUUCCACCAGAAUGAACUAGCAUAAAAAUCUUGGACAUUUCAAGAGAUGAACAUCAGUUCUGUGUAAUUUCACUACACAGGUAGAUUAUUUUGGUGUUACUCUGACAGUAUAUCCUCACUGUCCUUUGUAUGAAAUAGGAAAGUAAAACUAAAAGAACCAUUUCUUGUGUUGUUAAACUAGUCUUUUCUAAUAUCAGAUAUCUAAUUAUGCUCUUGAACAAUAAACUAAUUUAAUAAACUAAUAAAUAAGAUACUGUAUAGAUGAAUCACUAAGAAUUCACUACAGUAAUUAUAAAAGGAACAUGUCAAUACAAUAAUACUUAUUGAGUAUCUACUGUUUUUCCAAGUACUCUGUUAGAAUCUGAGUACUCAAAGAUGAAUAAUAGUCCUCGCCCUACAGAAGCCCACAGUAUAGAAGUAAUUCAGAUAUUUCCUUGAGUGUUGAGUAUUAUAAAUCAUGUUGUAACUUCCAUAUGUAAGUCAAGAAGCAGUAUCACCAUCACCUCACUAUGAUUUGGUGAUAAUUUGACAUUUGUGAUCCUUCUGUUAACUUUCACUUUCUCAUCUUUCCAAAAUCAUGCAGUGUCUUGUCUUUGUUAUGGUUUUUAGUUGGGCUUGGAGUAAAAUGCUUCUUUGAUAUUGUAACAGAGAUAAAUAUUUUACUUUCUAAUUUAUAUUGUAGUUAUUCUUAAAUAUCAAGAAUAAUGAACAAAAUAAAGUUUGACUUUAAAAUUAC
Molecule: messenger RNA, 4029 nt
Organism: Vicugna pacos (alpaca)
Lineage: Eukaryota; Metazoa; Chordata; Mammalia; Artiodactyla; Camelidae
Gene: UEVLD
Product: UEV and lactate/malate dehyrogenase domains
Biological process (GO): protein modification process; lactate metabolic process; pyruvate metabolic process
Molecular function (GO): L-lactate dehydrogenase (NAD+) activity
Source: RefSeq, a predicted model, not a curated record